AUGAUGAUGAUGAUGAUGGAAAAUGAGCUCAAAGCUACACCUGGAACAGCAGCAGCAGUAACAACAGCGGCAACAAGUGCUUCCGCAGCUGCAGCUCUUCAAGAUGCAUUUUCACUUUAUAGUGCCAUGCCGCCGGGUUUUUCCAUGCCACCAACAUCAACUUCAUCUAUUCCGACUGUCGAAGAAUGCUGUGUUCCGAAUUCACCCGGAUCACCAUGUUUAAAGGAUAAAAAAGGUGAUGAUCGAGUAAAACGUCCCAUGAACGCAUUUAUGGUUUGGUCUCGCGGACAACGCCGUAAAAUGGCUCAAGAGAAUCCAAAAAUGCACAACUCAGAGAUUUCUAAACGCUUGGGACAGGAAUGGAAAUUGCUGAAUGAAUCGGAAAAACGGCCAUUUAUCGAUGAAGCUAAACGUCUUCGAGCGAUUCACAUGAAAGAACAUCCGGAUUACAAAUAUCGCCCGAGGAGAAAAACGAAAAAUUUGCAAAAAAAGAAUGGUCUAGCAAUGUCAGCCAGUACAUUCUUGGAUCCAAUCAAAACUCAAAAUAUUUAUCAGCCAAUGACGACCGGAUGGCAACAACCGAUCAACUCCGUUUCUAGUUCACCAUACUUUGAUUCUUAUUCGUUGUAUGGCCGUACAGGUUAUGAGAAUAUGAUCGGAAUGCCAUAUUCGUUAAGUAGUGCAACAUCACCAGCUUCACAUUAUUCGCAAUCACCUAGUUGUUCAUUGGCUGCCGCAGCUGUACAAUAUCAGCAAGCUGCCGCUGCACAACAACAACAACAACAACAACAUUACAGCAGUGCUGCAGGUAUCUCGUUAGCAGUGAAACCUGAAACUUCCUCUGAUGGUGCCACUAAUACGGGAACAAGUAGCGGUGAAUCACCGGAUUCCGGAGUUGCAGCUGCUGUAACAACGGAGUCACCAUUGACUUCACAAUUUCGUGCCUUCUACGAACCUCAUAAAGAUUCUUCAUCAGCAUCUGCUUCAGCAGCAGCAGCGGCAGCAGCAACGAUGAAUAUGUAUAUGCCACAGGAUCCUCGAAUACAGUAUGCUGCGCUCAAUGGUACCAUGGAAGAACACAUGACAUUACCAUUGCAACAUAUGCAAUCUAUGUGA
Messenger RNA from Cercopithifilaria johnstoni, 1116 nucleotides. The record is from the annotation of a GenBank genome assembly. NCBI's taxonomy places the organism in Eukaryota, Metazoa, Nematoda, Chromadorea, Rhabditida, Onchocercidae.